ACGCCAAAAAUCCCAACUCAAUUAAAGCCAACGUUGCUAAAAUCUAUCUUUCCCCCUAAUUUCCUAAAAUCACAUUAACAAUAUCUUUUAUUUCCUUUAAUUACUCCCAUUAUUUUUAUAUUUCUACCUUUUUUUUUUUUAAUUUCCUUUUCCGAAAAUGUUACGGAUUUUGAGAUUUUUUUCCUAUAUUAAAUAACUCUUCCAAAAAAAAAAAAAAAAAUAAAAAAAAAAAUAUCAAUUGGCCGCCAAACCGAUCAACCUCCCUUUUUCUCUCUCCUCUUCUUCUUCUCUCAAUUGAAUUGGAACCCCCUUACAAUUCGUUUCUUCGUUCGAUUUUUCUAGGGUUCCGAUUCUUCUUAGGGUUUGAUUUUCAAUUACUAUCUCCCAAUUCUCAAUUUAGAAUUGCGGGUUUUCUUCAUUCUUUCCUAAUUUGUUUGAUCGUGAUUGAAUUUUGAUCAUUAGGGUUUCAAUUAAUUUUGAAAUUCGGGUUUAUUUCUUGGUUCUGAGGAUAGAUCAUUGUGAAUUUAGGGUUUGUUAUUGGGAAUUUGGGUGAAAAUUUGAGAGAAUUUUUGUUGAGUGAAGAAGGAUGGGGAGUACAGAAGGAUUGGUGAAGCAACUUGGAGUGACGAAGCCGAUUUCUAUGGCGGGACCUUCUGCUGUUGAUUUGCAGAAGACUCGGGAAUUGGAGAAGUUUUUGGUUGAUUCUGGUUUGUAUGAAAGCGAAGACGAGGCGGUGAAGAGGGAAGCGGUUUUGGCUCGCCUUAGAGAGCUUGUCAAAGAUUGGGUGAAACAACUUACUCGGCUAAGAGGGUAUACAGAUCAAAUGGUUGAGGAUGCUAAUGCAUUGAUACUCACUUUUGGAUCUUGUUGUCUGGGGGUGAGUGGUCCCGGAGCUGAUAUAGAUGCUUUAUGUGUGGGGCCAUCAUAUAUCAACCGAGAUGAGGAUUUCUUUUACAUUUUCCAUGAUAUUCUGGCACAAUUGGUGGAAGUGACCGAGCUUCAACCAAUUCCUGAUGCGCAUGUACCAGUGAUGAAAUUUAAGUUUGAUGGGAUUUCUAUUGAUCUUCUUUAUGCUAGUGUUUCCGUCUUGGUUGUUCCUAAAGACUUGGAUAUUUCCGAUGUUUCGGUUCUAUACAAUGUUGACGAAGCUACUGUUCGAAGUUUAAAUGGAUGCAGGGUUGCAGAUCAAAUUCUUAAGUUAGUUCCUAACAUCAAGCAUUUCCGCACUGUGCUUCGGUGUCUUAAGUUUUGGGCGAAAAAACGAGGUGUUUACUCAAAUGUGACUGGAUUUCUUGGAGGUGUAAAUUGGGCAAUUCUAGUUGCUCGGGUUUGUCAGCUGUAUCCAAAUGCAGUACCAAGUAUGCUGGUUUCUCGAUUUUUUAGGGUCUUUACCCAGUGGCGUUGGCCCAACCCUGUGAUGCUUUGUGAGAUUGAAGAGGAAGAGCUUGGAUUUCCAGUUUGGGAUCCUCGUAAAAAUCAUCGGGACCGUACUCAUCACAUGCCUAUCAUUACGCCUGCGUACCCUUGCAUGAAUUCUAGCUACAAUGUUUCGCCUAGUACUCUCCGGGUAAUGAUGGAGCAGCUCGAGUUUGGCAACAAGAUUUGUCAGGAUAUUGAGCUUAACAAGGCACGCUGGGGCUCUCUGUUUGAGCCAUAUUUGUUCUUUGAGAGCUAUAAAAACUAUCUACAAGUUGACAUAAUUGCUGCUGAUGCUGAUGAUUUGCGUUCUUGGAGAGGUUGGGUAGAAUCCCGAUUUAGACAGUUGACUCUGAUGAUAGAACGUGAUACUCUUGGGAAACUGCAGUGCCAUCCCUGUCCACAUGACUUGUUUGAUCCAUCCAGGCAAAGGGCUCAUUGUGCAUUUUUUAUGGGUUUGCAAAGGAAGCAAGGCGAGGUUGCUCAGGAGGGACAGCAGUUUGAUAUUCGCGUAACAGUUGAUGAGUUUAGGAAUUCAAUAAAUAUGUACUCUUACUGGAAACCAGGAAUGGAUAUAUAUGUGUCCCAUGUCCGUAAAAAGCUGCUUCCAGCUUUUGUUUUUCCAGAGGGAUAUAAGCGUUCUCAAUUAUCAAGGUCUCUAGGUGACCUGCGAGUACAAAGUUCGAGUAGUCCAAAAGAUGAAGUUUAUGGUGGAAGGUCUAAUAAAAGAAAGUGUUCUAGUGAAGAUAUAUCUGGGCAACCGGGGAAGCGGCGGUCACUUAGUCCAUGUGGUGCUUCAGUGUCUCCUGAUUCAGUGCUUCAUAAUUCUGGGUCUCCACUGCCAGUGUGUGAUGUGACAGCUGUGGUAGAUCGGGGUUCACCUCCAGGGAUGGUCUCAGGGUAUGUUUCAACAAAUAAGAAUGCGGUGUUGGAUCAUGAUGCUAAAGAUUUUGGGCUGGCUACUUCUGCCAGUACUGUCUCAGUUGCAGAAAAGUCAGAUAUUCCUUCUACCUCUACCUGCAGUGCUGUCUCUGUUCUUACAAGCAAUGGGGUUUUCAGGGAUCUUGAUUCGGAACCUAAAGCAAAUGAAGAGGGUGGGAAAAUUAGCAGUUCUGAAGGAAGUGUAAACCAGAGUUUAAUUCAAAAUGAUGCGUUUGAGGAAGUUUCUGGCUUGCUCACUAAUGCAAAAAGUGAUUUCAUGAAGAGCAACGUAGCAUUGCAAGAUGGAUAUGAGACAAAUGGAAUAAAUGGUGUAAAGUUGAAGGCAAGCAUUGGAGCGGACUCGAGAACAAUUCAAGAUCCAGUAAUAAGGCUUAGUCUUGCUAGUACAGCUUGAAGUGGGGCAGUGUAGUAAUCUGAUGGACAUUUGCAGAAACCUGGGUCCACAACGACUGUGCUGGCGUGAGUUUGGUGGGUGGGAGAGAAAGCCAGUUUCUCGGGUAAGUGCAAUAUUGUGUUGCUGGCUUUCUUCCCUUUGACUGUUUCAGGUUUGCUUGGUUGUUCGAGACAAUACUACGGAUGCUAGAUUUAAGACGGUUUCAACUUCUGUCCUGCUGUUAUUUGUGCAGUUAGUUUUGGGUUACUUAGGAGUAACUGAUGAGCAGAAGUUGGAAUUAAAAAAAAAAAUCAGAAAAAAAAAAAAAUUCGAGAAGAAAAAUUUUAAAGGGGAAAAAAAAAUUAAAGAAAAAAAAAAGAAAAAAAAAAUAAAGAUAGAAAAAAAAAAUUGAAAAAAAAAAUAAUUAAGAGAGAACAAAUCAAGUAAAAAAAAAAAAAAGGAACUUAAUGUAGAAACAAUGGAAGCAUUGCUAUUUCUGGUUUGAUUGUGUUGGCCUUUCAACUUGGGGGAAGAGUUGUGGUGCUCCACCUUGGACAUAUCUGGUUUGAUGGUGUUGGCCUUUCAAUUUGGUGCGUGGCGGGAAGAGUUGUGAUAAUCCACCUCGGACAUCUCUGGUUUGAUGGUGUUGGCCUUUCAAUCUGGGGGAAAAGUUAUGGUGCUCUGCCUUGGACAUCUCAGGGUAUGCUCGGACUUUCAGAUCUCUUGGCCUUUUCUUAAACCAUUUGUCUCUCAACUCAGGUCUGCCCUUUGGAGUUUGCACUGCACGAGUGGUGUUCAUAUUCUGGUUCGAAGUUUUUUUUUUUUUUUUUUUUUUUUGUUUUGUUUUGUUUGGGGGGGGGGGGGGUGGGAUAGGUUGAGGUUGGUCCUAUAAUGAUUAGUUUAUAGUUUGUAUUAAGCAAUGUAGUCUUUCUCAUGUUUCAGACCUUACAGAUUUCGUUGUUAAUAAUAGUAUAAAUUCUAAAUUGUGUUUAGUCUCUA
Chenopodium quinoa (quinoa) is the source of this 3730-nucleotide messenger RNA. RefSeq names its product nuclear poly(A) polymerase 4-like. The transcript has 12 exons. NCBI's taxonomy places the organism in Eukaryota, Viridiplantae, Streptophyta, Magnoliopsida, Caryophyllales, Amaranthaceae. Gene Ontology annotation, molecular function: RNA binding; poly(A) RNA polymerase activity. The record is from RefSeq and is a predicted model, not a curated record. Gene Ontology annotation, cellular component: nucleus. Bases 587 to 2752 code for a protein of 721 amino acids.